Molecule: messenger RNA, 1568 nt
Organism: Prunus avium (sweet cherry)
Lineage: Eukaryota; Viridiplantae; Streptophyta; Magnoliopsida; Rosales; Rosaceae
Product: F-box/kelch-repeat protein At3g06240-like
Molecular function (GO): protein binding
Source: RefSeq, a predicted model, not a curated record
UAAACGUCAAUGGCAAAUUAAACCAACAAUUUAUUUUGUUACUUAAAAGAGAACAACACCUCAGGAUGUUACACAGUCCAGACUUUAUAUCAUAGAGCAUCUAAAAUGGGUUUCGCCCACAGCUUCCUUGAGCCCUCCUGAAAAGAUUUGCUUCUUCAGAGAGCUUGCCGCUACAAGCGAAGAUUGUUUUCAAAACAUGUCUGUUUCUUUUCUUUCUUGGCUCUUCAAUUUCUUCUAGCGUCUCAGCCAUUUUUUAUUUUCUUUACACCAACAUUUUCAAAACCCCUUUGCAAGAAGAUCAUAAUUUUCAUCGUUUUCGUAUGGCCUUUCCUGAGCAUCUGACGGCUGACAUUCUCUCAAGACUACCCGUCAAAUCUCUGGUUCGGUUCAGCUCAGUACGCAAAGAAUGGCAAGCUCUGAUCAGAGACCCCCAUUUCAUUUCUCAGCACCUCAAUCUGAAUAUUGCAAAAGAAGACCAAAGUGGACGCCUUCUGGUAAAGUACCGUUGCAAUGUUACUCGUAAGAAUGUCAUUUCUCUGCUUUUACAUGGCACACAUGGUUACAUGUUAUCAAAAUUGGAGAUACCAUCAUCUGUAAUGGAUUCUCAUCACUUGAAACUUGUGGGGUCUUCUAAUGGCUUACUUUGUUUAGCUCAUGAUAAAUCUGCUCAUCUUUGGUCACCUAUGAUUUUGUUGUGGAACCCUGCUAUAAGGGAAUUUAGUGUCCUACCAGACUCAGUUAUUGAUUCUGUCAAUGAUGAUGAUAAUGUUCAGGUCCGUGGCGUUGCCCACGGAUUUGGGUACCACCCUCUUAUUGAUGACUAUAAGGUUGUGAGGAUUGUGUCUUUGUCUUGCUUUGGUAAUGCUUGGAUACGGGCGGAGGUGUAUUCGCAAAAAGUGGAUUGUUGGCAGGAGGUUAAUACUUUUCACUUUGAAAUUUAUGAACAUUCGUGCACGGCUCUGAAUGGUUUGCUUUAUUGGAUUGCAUAUGGCAGGGGGGAUCGUGAAUUGAUCGUAUCGUUUGACAUGUGUGAUGAUGUGUUUGGGGAAUUGCAGUUGCCAGAUUUAAGCUUUUUAGAAAUCCCGAUGUGCACAAAACUGGCGGAUUUAAAGCAAUCUCUUCAUUUGAUAGUGUAUACUUUUAGUGGGAGGCAAAGAGAGAUUUAUGCAUGGAAAAUGAUUGAGCAUGAUGCUGAGGUUUUGUGGAAAAGGGAAUGGACAAUUGGACCCCUGCUUGGAAUUGAGAGGCCACUGGGAUGCGGUUUAUAUGGUGAAAUUUAUAUGGAAAGUAGAAAAGGGGAGCUGGUUUUGUAUAAUCCAAGUAGUGAAGAAGCUAAACACAUUCCAAUUCGUGGCCUUCGCUGUUCCUUAGAAGUCCAUUUUUAUGUGGAGAGCCUAGUUUCAACUAAAGGACAACAUGAAGUCUUACAAGAGACUAACAAGAGGAUCAUGUAGUUCUGGUUCAGCUCUCUGUAUGGAGAAAUAUCAACAGAAGGGCAGCCUAGAAGAUUUCAAGUCUCAAAUUCCACAUUGUCUUCAUGUUCUAUGAUCUGUUAGGGUCAUGACAAC